Musca domestica (house fly) is the source of this 1893-nucleotide messenger RNA. Its product is annotated as glucose dehydrogenase [FAD, quinone]. Gene Ontology annotation, molecular function: flavin adenine dinucleotide binding; oxidoreductase activity, acting on CH-OH group of donors. The transcript has 2 exons. The record is from RefSeq and is a predicted model, not a curated record. The coding region runs from base 25 to 1878 and encodes 617 amino acids. Lineage: Eukaryota; Metazoa; Arthropoda; Insecta; Diptera; Muscidae.
CUUGGAUCUGACAAUUACUGAAACAUGGCAUUUGGUACAAUAACAUCUUUGCUGGGCAUGAUACCGCUGCUGGCCAUCGGCAUGAAUUAUUAUCGUUAUCAGACGGUGGAUCCGGAGAAUAAGGUGCAGGAGCCGAGUGUGAUUCGUGGCCAAUAUGAUUUUGUGGUGAUAGGAGGCGGCUCGGCGGGGGCAGUGGUGGCCAAUCGCCUGUCGGAGGUGAAAAACUGGACAGUGCUGCUACUGGAGGCAGGUGGUGAUGAAAAUGAAAUAUCCGAUGUCCCAACCCUGGCCGGGUUCCUACAACUCACCGAAAUGGAUUGGAAAUAUCAAACCACCCCCUCGGCCACCCGCCAAUACUGUCAGGCCAUGAAGGGAGAUCGCUGCUUUUGGCCGCGCGGCAAGGUUCUCGGUGGCUCAAGUGUCCUCAAUGCCAUGGUCUAUGUGAGAGGGUCCAAAAACGACUAUAACCACUGGGAGUCGCUGGGCAACAACGGCUGGGGCUAUGAGGAUGUCCUGCGUUAUUUCCUAAAAUCCGAGGAUGUACGCAAUCCUUAUUUGGCCAAGACCCCCUAUCAUGAGACCGGAGGCUAUCUCACCGUCCAGGAGUCACCAUGGCGUACGCCGCUCUCCAUUGCUUUUCUGCAGGCCGGCAUGGAAAUGGGUUAUGAAAAUCGGGACAUUAAUGGCGAGAAGCAGACCGGUUUCAUGCUCACCCAGUCCACAAUGCGCCGAGGGUCCCGCUGCAGUACUGGCAAGGCUUUUAUACGACCCGUGAGGUUGCGUAAGAAUUUGGAUGUUCUACUGCAUGCCCAGGCCACGAGGAUUAUUUUGGAUGAAAACAAGAGAGCCACGGGAGUGGAAUUCGUGAAAAAUGGCCACAAAAAUGUGGUGUUCGUGAGACGUGAAGUGAUUUCCAGUGCCGGUGCCAUAAACAGUCCCCAGCUGCUGAUGUUGUCGGGCAUAGGGCCGGCGGAGCAUUUGCAGGAAUUGGGUAUACCAGUGGUAUCCGAUUUGCCGGUGGGAAAUAAUCUCCAGGAUCAUGUGGGCCUGGGUGGCCUUACCUUUGUGGUGGAUGCUCCUCUCACGGUGACCCGUAAUCGUUUCCAAACCAUGCCCGUCAGCAUGGAAUAUAUCCUAAGGGAACGUGGUCCCAUGACCUAUACCGGAGUGGAGGGUGUGGCCUUUCUCAACAGCAAAUUCCAGGACCCGAAUGUAGACUGGCCGGACAUACAAUUCCAUUUCUGUCCCAGUUCCAUUAAUUCCGAUGGUGGAGAUCAAAUUCGCAAAAUUCUAAAUCUACGCGAUGGCUUCUACAACACGGUCUACAAGCCCAUACAGAACUCAGAAACCUGGUCCAUAUUGCCGCUACUGCUGCGGCCGAAGAGUACCGGUUGGGUGCGCUUGAAUUCCCGCAAUCCCCACCAGCAACCGAAAAUCAUACCCAACUAUUUUGCCCAUCAACAGGACAUUGAUGUGCUGGUGGAGGGUAUAAAGUUGGCGGUGAAUGUUUCCGAUACCCAGGCUUUUAAGAGAUUUGGCUCCCGCCUGCAUCGUAUACCCUUGCCGGGCUGUAAACAUCUGGAAUUUGCCAGCGAUGAGUACUGGGCGUGUUGCAUCAAACAAUUCACCUUUACAAUUUAUCACCCGACGGGGACGUGUAAAAUGGGUCCCAGUUGGGAUGUCACAGCUGUGGUGGAUCCUCGUCUGCGUGUCUAUGGGGUUUCGGGUCUGAGGGUGGUGGAUGCCAGCAUUAUGCCCACCAUUGUGAAUGGCAACCCAAAUGCUCCUGUCAUAAUGAUUGGUGAAAAAGCCUCGGAUAUGAUCAAAGAAGAUUGGGGGGUGAAGCCAGCAGCGGGGUUAAGACGUCAGGGGUCCUAAAUUGCUCGCACAAGG